This is a messenger RNA of Thermothelomyces thermophilus ATCC 42464, 2248 nucleotides long. RefSeq lists its product as uncharacterized. Gene Ontology annotation, biological process: mitochondrial respiratory chain complex III assembly. The record is from RefSeq and is a predicted model, not a curated record. Gene Ontology annotation, cellular component: mitochondrial inner membrane. Lineage: Eukaryota; Fungi; Ascomycota; Sordariomycetes; Sordariales; Chaetomiaceae. Bases 198 to 1973 code for a protein of 591 amino acids. The transcript is spliced from 2 exons.
UUAACCACCAGUUGUGAAAAAGGCAAAGGACCCGCCUGCACCAGCAUCUUCAACGCCGAGCUCCACAUUCUUCAGCUGUCAGAUCCAAAUCCUUGGCACUGAGGCGGCCCUCGACGGCAAUCAAUGAUUGCACCGGCAAUGGCAGGGGCUCCAGGUACAUACACUUAAGUGAUUGAUGAUCAGAGAAGAGAAGCAAAAUGUUUAAGACGGCCUCACCCUUCUUGACACGGACUGCCUUCCGGCAGCCCUCGUCACUUCGAACGCUGGCAGCCACGUCGGCGCAAUGCGCACGCUACUCCAGCUCAACCGGGCCGACCCAGCGCGUGAGCGCGCGCGCUGUUGGCCUGCUGACCGUUGCCGUUGCCUCCGGCGCCGGCACCCUCUGGGCUUACCCGCGCCUCUUCGGCGAGCCGCAGCCGGCCGGCCCCGCUCAGCCCGAGGCCGCCGAGAUUGUCUACGAGAAACCUCGGAAGAAGGCGGCUGACAAGGAGGAGAGCCGCGAGCUUGUGAGCCCGCAGCAUGUUCAGGUCAAGAGGAGCUGGGAGCACCCCGGCGUCUAUGCCUGGGGGUCCAACGCUGGGAAGGUGGUUGCGCCAGACUCCGACGAGACCGUCAUCAAGACACCACGGCGGAUCCCCUACUUCGACGGCAAGCUCCUUCGCGAUCUGAAGCUUGACCGUGACUUUGGCGUCGCUGUCACCGAGGAAGGCGACCUCGUUCAGUGGGGCACCGCCUUCUCCAAGGACGCCGUAACUCCUACCGUCACCCUCAAAGGCAAGGACCUGUCCAAGAUCGCCGUUUCGCGCGACCGCAUCAUUGCGCUUUCGUCCAACGGAUCCGUCUACUCCAUUCCCGUCGCCAAGUCAGACCAGGAAUCCGGCGAGAAGCCCACCAGCAAGUCUUGGCUACCCUUCUGGUCCUCCGAGGCAUCCAUGAGCUACCGAUUGCUCACUCCCCCGAGCCUGGGCUGGGGCGAGAAGGUCAUCGACGUUAAGAGCGGACAAGAGCAUUGCCUGCUCUUGACUUCCAAGGGCCGUGUAUUCUCGGCCGCCUCUAGCUCGGAGGAGUUCCCUUCCAAGGGACAGCUCGGCGUCCCAGGCUUGACCUGGCACACACGACCGGCCGGUCCUUAUGACCAGCCGCACGAGGUGAAAGCUCUGAGCAACAUCAAGGCCAUCGCAGCAGGCGCAUUUCACUCGCUGGCUCUCGAUGAUCGAGGGCGCGCCUUCUCGUUCGGGGACAACAGCAGCGGCCAGCUAGGGUUCGAGACCGACAUCGCAGCCAUCGUCGACAAGCCUUCGCUCCUCCCGGUGCACAAGCUCUACAGUGGCACGGGCCUCGUGCCCAAGGUCACCUCGAUCGGCGCGGGAGGGCAUAACAGCUACUUCACCGUAGACGCCACCAAGACCCAGGGCCAGGACGCCCAGGAAGUUGGCCGGACCGUCGCAGACACGUGGGCGUGCGGCGCCGGCAUUUACGGCGGGCUGGGCACGGGCAAGUGGACGCACGUCUCGGCCGUCCCGACCAAGAUCAAGGCGCUGUCCAACCUGUACGAGUACGACGAGGCGACGAACCGCGUCACGCCCAUCCGCCUGGCCCGGCUCGCCGUCGGCAGCACCCACGCCUGCGCCGUCCUCGACAACCUGACCCGCCUGACCGCACCGCGCAGCUCGACGUCCGGCUCGGACACGGACACCAACUUUGGCGCCGACGUCCUCUGGUGGGGCGGUAACGAGCAUUACCAGCUGGGCACGGGCAAGCGGAACAACGUCAGCGUGCCCGUGUACAUCGCUCCGCUGGACGGCGGGCGGGCGGGAGAUGCGGACAAGAGCGGGGUUGGCGAACCGCCGCGUUUCCAGCUCACGCCGAGGACGACGGUGCGGCUGGGUGAGGGAGGGAAGGGUCGGAAGGCUAGCGUCGAGCAGCGGAUCGAGUGCGGCCGUUUUGUCACGGCCGUCUACUCGGGGGCAUGAAGAGAAGGGGGGAAGGGGGGGGGGUUCCGUCAAAACUCGUUCUUGAACAGGGUUGCCCAGGAAUCUAUCUUUGAAACGGGCGAAUGGGAUGGCGCAAGGUUGAUUGUGAUGUACAUUACAAAAGGCACGGAGGGUUCUGGGACAAGCGCCCCUUAGUUAUUCGUUUUUUUCUUAUGUAUUUAUCAUCACCGGAGAAUGCAACUCCCCCUUUUAUUCUCUAAUUUCAAACAAAAGCCGCGACAACUCUGAUACGUGUACACUUCUGAAUAUUCAUC